Messenger RNA from Endocarpon pusillum Z07020, 1737 nucleotides. RefSeq lists its product as uncharacterized. The record is from RefSeq and is a predicted model, not a curated record. The transcript is spliced from 5 exons. Lineage: Eukaryota; Fungi; Ascomycota; Eurotiomycetes; Verrucariales; Verrucariaceae. The coding region runs from base 1 to 1737 and encodes 578 amino acids.
AUGGCUACCAGCAACGAGAAAUCGCAGCAGUCCAGUCUGACCUCCAAAAUACCACUUCAGAUCUUCUGUGCCAAUACAGAUCUUGGAGACCAUGAACCUCCGUGCAGAAAGCCUGGGUCAAAAGCUUGCAGUGGCUGUUUUUUGGUCCAGUACUGCAGCAAGGAAUGCCAAAAGAUCCAUUGGCCUGCACACAAGCUCGAUUGCAAAUCCCCUCUGAUCAAGGAGACUUGGAAACCGUCAUGGCAUAUGGAGAGACGAGAACCAGCCUUUAUGAGAGUCAGUUUUGUUCAUAACUCAUUUGGCAUGCCGAAAUAUCUCUGGGGGAAUGUUCCGGCGAUUGACCUGCUCAAUCUGAAAGACAAUGAAGCUGAUGCUACUGAAGAAAACUUUCGAUUACUAUUUGCAGGUGAUUUGCGAAAUUUCAUAAAGUCGGUUCUCGGGCUUCCUCAGAAGUACACCGGUAUGUUGGAAACAGUUGUCAACGAUAGGGAUUUUGAUCUUGUAUCACGAAAUGUGAUCCUUCUCUUAACAGCGCUACAUUUCGAUCCGGACACGGCUGCAAUAAUCAUGCUCCACCUCUGGUACUCUGCUCUGCUUCCUGGACGGAUACUCCAUCAGCUUCGCGAAUCCGUAUUACCACUCAUCCAAGAAGUGUGCAUGAAAAUCCAGGCAAAGCCAUCCGGGGGGAUGCUUUCUAAAAAAUGGACUCUUGGAGCGCGAUCACUACGGCUUGUCCUUCCUAAAGAGGAUUGGAACCUCCUAUUAUCCUAUUUUGAGGUGCCCAAAAGCCUGUCCGCUACCCAGGCUCAAAAGGUUCGCCGGGACACGACCAUGGCGUGUCAAAGAAAAGAUUAUCUGGACCGAGCGCUUUAUAAGAUCCCACCAGGAUGGCGAGCUGGAACGAUGAAGUUUCGUGAUGAUGGGAUAUUGCUACCGUUCAGCGCUUCGCGUCGAGAGUUUGACACUCCGAAUCCCACAUUCUACCAGAAUGAUUCCCGGUGGCCGCUUGCAGACUCUGCAGGACCUCUGGAAGGCUGGUCAAUUGAUGAGGUUUUGCAAAAAUUACCCGACGCAAAGAACGACAUAUAUGGGGCACUGUUCUUCUAUCUGAAGGACCUUCUCACUCGAUUCUGCAAGAAGAUUGCCAAAAUCUCAAUCAGCGUACAGCUCCUACAUGUGGACGCAGUCGAUUUGCCUGACACGCUUAGACAAUGUGGAGUCGGCGAGGAUUCAUUUGACAGAAUUGAGCUGUCCAACAUUUGUGAUGAAGUGUACAUAGGGCCCGUUCGCUGCCUUUUUGUCCUCGGUCCUCUUCUCCGAACGCCGGCGUCAAAUCCACAUGCGACGCUCCUCAUGUUGUUCCUCAAUGCGAUUGAAGAGACUUUCAUAAAAGAAGAGAAGAGGGGAAAUGUGGAUUUCGACUUCGAUCCCAUGAGGCCCUAUUUCCCACGACUGGAUGAGAUUCUCUCCAGAAGUGUUUAUGAUCCCGACAAUUUGAACGUAUGGGCCGCUACAGCGAAAUUCAGGGAUUUCGAUGGGCUAUGGGAGCGGUUCACAAAGGAUUGCCGAUUACAUGAGGUCGGAAAUGCGACCGGAAUGGUCAUGAAGGAGAAUACGAUCGUACCGAAAUGGCCCUUGAGGUUGAAGCAGCAUGCCACACAGGCAGAGUUCAGCAGGCUACAAGCAAGCGGUCGCACUGGCUGUGAACGAUACGCGGAGUGGAGAAGGGCGGCAUAA